This is a messenger RNA of Archocentrus centrarchus (flier cichlid), 2583 nucleotides long. RefSeq names its product pleckstrin homology-like domain, family A, member 1 (gene phlda1). The record is from RefSeq and is a predicted model, not a curated record. The coding region runs from base 151 to 600 and encodes 149 amino acids. Gene Ontology annotation, biological process: positive regulation of apoptotic process. Gene Ontology annotation, molecular function: phosphatidylinositol phosphate binding. Lineage: Eukaryota; Metazoa; Chordata; Actinopteri; Cichliformes; Cichlidae. The transcript is spliced from 2 exons.
GCCUUCUCACUACAACCAGCACUACUUGGAAGCCGCAGUCACAAGCAGCAUCCCAUGCCUUCACCUGCUUCGGAGUAAACACGCGUCCGUCAGUUCGCCCGCUCACUGAAGCAGCCAGGAAGGUAGGAGUACUGAGGCGUCCAGGUAAACAUGCUGGAAAACGGGAGGAAAGUGUUCAAGGAGGGUCUGCUGGAGAAACGGAGCGACGGGCUGCUGCAGCUCUGGAAGAAAAAGCACUGCGUCCUGACCGAGGACGGCGUGCUGCUGCUGCCGCCCAAACAACAUGACCACCAGCAGCACCACGGCGGCGGGGACGCGGGCAAAGUCAAGGAGCUGCACUUCGCCAACAUGAAGACGGUGGACUGCGUGGAGCGGAAGGGGAAGUACGUGUACUUUACGGUGGUCAUGACGGAGGGGAAGGAGAUCGACUUUAGGUGCCCGCAGGACGAGGGCUGGAACGCGGAGAUCACCUUGCAGAUGGUCCAGUACAAAAAUCGGCAGGCGAUCCUGGCCGUCAAGUCCACCCGGCAGAAGCAGCAGCUGCUCGUCGUGCAGAUGCCCGGACAAAAGACCGUGCGCAGCUCUCCGAACGUAGCGUGACCUGCGGCGAGUCCCCCGGACACUGGUGCACCAUUUGCGGUUAACUGGACACUCAGCUGGAGGAUGAACCUGAACCUGAGCUGCAUCUCCCCCUGCCGCUUCUCCGCCGAGCCUUCAUCCUCCAGGAAAACCCCUCUUCCAUGUAGUGGUUUCCACAGACCGGCGCCUCGUCCCUUUUCAGUACAGAGACUUAUUUCACAAAAGACUCAUGGACAAAAAGCAUGUGAGAAAAACAGCUGUACUCUACCGUGCAAUGGGUUUCUCUCUUAUUUAUUAGAAGUGUAUAUAUAUUUUCUAUAAAAAUGUUAUGAUGUUGAUAAACGGGAGAGGAAGAAGUGGCUCUCGGAGCCUACAAGGCCACUGGAAAUAAGCUUGCAUAUAUCUUAGGAUGGUUACUGUAGGUUAGCCAAACCAGUCCAUUAUUCAUAAAAUAUGUCCUCGUCCAUCAUUUCAUUUUUCAGCUGAACCAAAGAACCAUUUCAUAACAUUUGUUUUUCUCUUGUGCAGUGUUAUAACUCACAAUACUGAAGAUCCAUAGAGAUGAGAUACCUGCUCAGUAUAUACAAACUUUAUUUUAUGCUCUUCAUUUGUAUAGUGACAGUAUAUCUGAGUAUUUUGACUGUAACUUUUUUUUUUUUUUGCUGCAUUCAUAGAUACAGAGGCUGUCUGAUAUCUUGCUGUUUGUGAGUCUUAAAACUGAAGAAGAUACUAGCUUAUUACACUCAGUUGGUGUUUCAGUGGUUACAGAGUGGAGUAGCAGCAGGCAAAGUGCCAGCGCAGCUCAGUUUUCUGUUAAGAUAACAGUUUUCAGAACCUGAGCUGCUCUAAAGACAGUUUCAGCGGUUGUGUUAAAUCUUUUGUGGCAAAGUAACAUCUGACUGAAACCCAGAAGGGAAAGAAAAGUUCUUUGGAGUUUACUGUCCCGCUAGAGACUAAGUUAACUAACUUGCCUCCUGCCAUUUGGCAUCAAGCUAAUAUGGCUGAUGAUCAGUAAGUGUUACCAACUUGGUGACUUUUCAGACCCCAUAACAAGUUUUUUUUUUUUUUCUUUGCCCCAAAAAGUGACUAGCAAGAAAUUUAUCUAAAUUUUCGCUGACUUUUGGAGAGUGCCCGGAAAGCUGAAAUCCUCUGCUGAUGCCCUGUUUUGCAUACAUACAGCACUCGUACCGCAUCCUUUUGUACGCUUCAGCAUCUCCGGGACCUCUAGCGACUUUUGAGACAGCCGACAGCGAGUUUUCUUACACUAAACUUGGCAACAGUGUGAACAGUAGCCUAGCUAGAUAAGCUUCUAGCAGAUACAGUGUUACAUAUUUACAUAUUGUUUCUCUAGUGUUCAUUUUGCAUGACAAAAUGUGGCAUUUAGGCCCGGAAGGGUUUGUAAAAGAAAAAAAUAAGUUUUUGCCAGAGUCUUUGGUGACAGCAGCGAACAUUUACCACGACCACUGAGAUGUUUCUGUCUCUGUAGCAGCUCUGCCUCUGAGAACUGUUUGUAAAACUAUAACCCUCAUUUAGAAAGCUUUUUAAUAGACAUGAGAUGUGAAAGCAAACAGACUGAUACUUCCAAAUGGUGUGGUACAAGGCAACAUUUACAGGAACCUGCUGGGUAACGGUCUCUGAAAUUUCUUUUAUUGGUUUUUAUGAUGGAGGAAUAUCGUGCUGUCAGGAAACGUUAUAUCUCACUGUGGCUCAUAUCGUUUCCUGUUAGCCGGCAGUUUCGCACUGCUUUCCCCACUUGCCAGUGUAUCACCGGCAGACCAGCACAUGCCUCCGUGUUGUUGUCAUCUCCCACACAGGGUCACAGCUUUGCCCUUUAUCUAAUGCGACUGGUGUGAUGCUUCUCUGACAUUCCUUCCUGUUGCCAUCAUUACACACACAGUUAUAGCUGUGCCCUUUGUAGCCACUGUUCAAUUUCUUAUUUCAACGUGAGAUCUAUUUUCAUACCUCGAAAGAUACAUUCCAUUAAAAACAAAAAAAACAAAAUCA